CAUCUUAGCUACAAUACAACUCUGUGUGACAAAACGCCAUUUUUCAAUCAAUGAAGAAAAUUUUUUACUGGUGGCGUGGUUCGGUUUGAAAUAAUAAAAUUCAGGCUUCAUUUGGCGUUAAACAGUGUUAAUUUAUUAAUAAAAGCUAAGAAUGGAUAAUUAUAACACAGGAGGCGGUUAUGGUAGCGCUGGUGGUGGUGGUGGAGGUUACAAUAACUUCUCGGUUCCACCGCCAAACUUCCAGCAACAAAUGCAACCAAAAAGCGGCGGAUAUAACGAUCAAUCGUCUUCCUACAACAAAGGAGGUUAUGAUUCUGGCAGCCGCGGAGGUGGCGGCGGUGGUGGUUGGAAUGACCGCGGAGGAAGUGGUGGCGGCGGAUAUGGAAAUGGAGGCGGCAGCAAGGACGGCUACAAUAAAGGCGGAUAUGGAGGUGGCGGCGGCGGUGGUGGUGUUGGUGGCGAAAUGGUUACCCAAGAAGACACUAUCUUUGUCUCAGGCAUGGAUCCUGCAACCGAUGAAAUGGCUAUCGAAACUCAUUUUGGAGCAAUCGGCAUUAUUAAGAAAGAUAAGCGUACAAUGAAGCCAAAAAUUUGGCUGUACAAGCACAAAGAUACAGGCGUCUCCAAAGGUGAAGCCACUGUAACCUAUGAUGAUACAAAUGCCGCACAAUCAGCCAUCGCUUGGUUUGACGGUCGCGAUUUUAACGGCUGCGUAAUUAAAGUUUCCUUGGCGCAACGUCAGAAUAACUGGAAAGGUCGUGGCGGUGCUGGUGGUGGCGGUGGCGGCGGCGGAUCCGGUGGUGGUGGUUUUGGUGGUCGUGGAGGUCCCGGUGGUGGUGGUGGACGUGGAGGCGGCGGCGGCGGUGGUGGUGGUAGAUUCGACCGCGGAGGUGGUGGAGGCGGACCAGGUGGAGAUUAUGACUCUGGUCGUGGUGGUGGUGGCGAUCGCGGAGGUCGUGGCAGAAUGGGAGGAGGUGGUGGUGGUGGCGGUGGUGGCGCCAAUGUGCCAUCACGUGAAGGUGACUGGAAGUGCAGUAGUUGUAAUAAUACGAACUUCGCAUGGCGUAAUGAAUGCAAUAGAUGUAAAGAACCCAAAAGUGAUGGUGAUCACGAGGGUGGUGGUAGCGGCGGAGGCGGCGGUUACGGCAGUGGUGGUGGCGGCUAUGGCGGUGGCGGUGGUGGUGGUUACGGAAGUGAUCGCGGCAGUGGAGGAGGUGGUGGCGGCGGUGGUUAUGGCAAUAAUGAUCGCGGUGGUGGUGGUGGUUACGGUAAUAGAGACCGUGGAAAUGGCGGUGGCGGCGGCGGCUUCAACCGUUUCGGUGGCGGUGGUGGUGGUGGCCGAGGAGGCGGCGGCGGCGGCGGCGGUGGCCGUGGAAUGGGUGGCGGUCGUCGUGAUGGCGGUGGUGGGCCUGUUAGAAAUGAUGGGGGCAAUCGACCCAGACCGUAUUAAAUUUCGCCGUUAUGAGAUUUUAAGUUAUGUGUGUGUGCUUAAUUAUAAAGAAAUUUUUUUUUUAAGUAAUGAAAUUUUAUUGUAAUAUGUUCGAAUUAUUAUUGCCGCAAUUCAAAUAUCGUCAGUUUUCAAGAAAAGUAAAAAUUAUGUAAGAAACAUAAUUACAAAUGUAUA
Ceratitis capitata (Mediterranean fruit fly) is the source of this 1624-nucleotide messenger RNA. It is a transcript of the gene caz, whose product is annotated as RNA-binding protein cabeza. Gene Ontology annotation, cellular component: nucleus. Lineage: Eukaryota; Metazoa; Arthropoda; Insecta; Diptera; Tephritidae. Bases 152 to 1450 code for a protein of 432 amino acids. The transcript has 7 exons. Gene Ontology annotation, biological process: regulation of DNA-templated transcription. The record is from RefSeq and is a predicted model, not a curated record. Gene Ontology annotation, molecular function: transcription coregulator activity; RNA binding.